This is a messenger RNA of Drosophila subpulchrella, 1293 nucleotides long. Its product is annotated as ADP,ATP carrier protein. Gene Ontology annotation, cellular component: mitochondrial inner membrane. Lineage: Eukaryota; Metazoa; Arthropoda; Insecta; Diptera; Drosophilidae. Gene Ontology annotation, molecular function: ATP:ADP antiporter activity. Bases 160 to 1059 code for a protein of 299 amino acids. The transcript is spliced from 4 exons. Gene Ontology annotation, biological process: mitochondrial ATP transmembrane transport; mitochondrial ADP transmembrane transport. The record is from RefSeq and is a predicted model, not a curated record.
GCCGACGCAGGCAGCGCAGGCUAGCUGGCUGAUUUCGGCGAACGGAACUUUCACAAGCAAUUCAGUUGCCGUCCGGUUCAGACUCUUCUGACUUCCAAGGGAAUAAGGAUAAUUUUUUUUCGGUUUUGUGCUGUGAUAUAAAACACAUACAAAUACAAAAUGGGCAAGGAUUUUGAUGCUGUUGGAUUCGUCAAGGAUUUCGCUGCCGGAGGCAUCUCCGCAGCCGUCUCCAAGACUGCCGUCGCCCCCAUUGAGCGUGUGAAACUGCUCCUGCAGGUUCAGCACAUCUCGAAACAAAUCAGCCCCGACAAGCAGUACAAGGGCAUGGUUGAUUGCUUUAUCCGCAUUCCAAAGGAACAGGGAUUCUCGUCGUUCUGGCGCGGUAACUUGGCCAACGUCAUCAGAUACUUCCCGACCCAGGCUCUGAACUUUGCCUUCAAGGACAAGUACAAGCAGGUCUUCCUGGGAGGUGUUGACAAGAACACCCAGUUCUGGCGUUACUUCGCCGGCAACUUGGCCUCCGGUGGUGCCGCUGGUGCUACCUCUCUGUGCUUUGUCUACCCCUUGGACUUUGCCCGUACUCGCUUGGCUGCUGAUACCGGCAAGGGAGGUGCUCGCGAGUUCACCGGUCUGGGCAACUGCUUGACCAAGAUCUUCAAGAGCGACGGCCUCGUUGGUCUGUACCGCGGCUUCGGUGUGUCUGUCCAGGGCAUCAUCAUCUACCGUGCCGCCUACUUCGGCUUCUACGAUACCGCUCGCGGCAUGCUGCCCGACCCCAAGAACACACCCAUCUACAUCAGCUGGGCCAUCGCCCAGGCUGUGACAACCGUCGCUGGCAUCGUGUCCUAUCCCUUCGAUACCGUGCGUCGUCGCAUGAUGAUGCAGUCGGGUCGCAAGGCCACCGAGAUCAUCUACAAGAACACACUGCACUGCUGGGGCACCAUUGCCAAGCAGGAGGGCACCGGUGCCUUCUUCAAGGGCGCCUUCUCCAACGUUCUCAGAGGCACUGGCGGCGCUUUCGUGCUUGUGUUGUACGAUGAGAUCAAGAAGUUCUUGUAAAUUAAAUUAUUAAAUUAUUCAAACAAGCAAAAUACAACAACAUACAACAACAACAACAAAACUAAACACUACCAGCUAAUUAUGUUAGAUAACUGAAAGAGAAAAGCUAAAACUGCAACAGCAACAGCAAAGUUUGAUCUGCAACCAACACCUCUUACCAAGAACAACGGCAAGCAAUAACAACCCUUCCACCCUCCCCCUCUGAUAUAAUUAUAAUGAUUAUAUUAUUUAUAA